UCAAAGCAAAUUCUUGAAAGUAAGAAUUCAACACACAAAGAAUAAAAUAAAAUCAAAGAGGAGAAGAGAAGAGCUGGGAUAGAAUACAGCAAUCAGCAAUGCCAAACUUGGUCCUCCACCGCCCACCACUCACCCCCUUCCUUUCCCACCUCCCAUCAUCAUCAUCAUCAUCAUCAUCAAGCUUUCCAAUUCGGACCCAGAAAUCAACGGCCUCGUUUCCCCCAACAAAUCAUGCGGUUCUGCUCCGUUGGCGGCCCAACACCAUCAGGUGCAUGGCGAACCCGCGCAGAGUGGCAAUGGUGGCUAAGCAGAUAAGGAGGGAGCUGUCUGACAUGCUCUUAACUGAUAAGGUCUUGCAGUACGCUAUUCUUCCUGAGGUUUCUUUGGGUGCUGACCGUUACCUCUCUUCCCUAACCACCAUAAGCGAUGUUGAAGUCUCCACCGACUUGCAGGUGGUUAAAGUCUAUGUUUCUAUUUUUGGCGAUGAAAGAGGGAAGGAGGUUGCCCUUGCUGGGCUAAAAUCAAAAGCCAAAUAUGUCCGAGGUCAAUUAGGAAGGCGUAUGAAGCUGCGGUUAACUCCUGAGAUACGCUUCAUAGAAGAUGAGUCUCUAGAGAGAGGAAGCAGGGUGAUUGCUAUAUUAGAUAAGAUAAAGAAUGAAAAGAAAGAUUCAGAAAUUCAAGAUGACGAACAAUUGGAACCAUCCGAGGCACCUGAGGAUGACGGAGAUUGGGAGGGUGAUGACCCUGAUGAAGACAUUAUAUACAUAAAGUAGUUACUCGCCCCAGUCUCUGAGCAUAAUGCUAUCUUGGAUUGAGGCAUGGCUUUGCUUUUCCACGGGUUUGUUUCAUUUGCUUGACUUUCUUAGUUGCAGUGGGUUAUAUGGAUUAUAAUCAGACAUAAUUUAAAUGAAGCCGAUGACCUGCAAUUUAGUUUGGUAAUGCUUGGUCUAUUUAGGUGCAAGCAUUGCGUGGUUGUUGGGAUCUACUUUAGGAAAGAAUAGUAAUGGUGCAAUGUUGAUCUCUGAACAUGUUUUCAGGGGGUUUGAUCUCUGAACACCUCCCUCCGGAGGAGUUUGUUUGGGGGUUGGGACUGCUUGUAAUGGUGCAAUAUUACACACGUUUCAUUUACUUUAU
Malus domestica (apple) is the source of this 1134-nucleotide messenger RNA. Lineage: Eukaryota; Viridiplantae; Streptophyta; Magnoliopsida; Rosales; Rosaceae. The record is from RefSeq and is a predicted model, not a curated record.